Scomber japonicus (chub mackerel) is the source of this 3519-nucleotide messenger RNA. RefSeq lists its product as uncharacterized. Gene Ontology annotation, cellular component: nucleoplasm; nucleus. Lineage: Eukaryota; Metazoa; Chordata; Actinopteri; Scombriformes; Scombridae. The transcript is spliced from 17 exons. The record is from RefSeq and is a predicted model, not a curated record. Gene Ontology annotation, molecular function: ATP hydrolysis activity; zinc ion binding. Bases 40 to 2748 code for a protein of 902 amino acids.
ACUCACCACAGGAGGAGGCAAAACAUUCACUGCUGAAACAUGGCGAGGUUAAGCGAGCAUGGGAUUCGUCUGAGUUCCAUGAGUCCUUCCUUCCUGAACAGCAAUUCAACCAGUCAUACCUGGCCCUUCAGCGCUGUGGCAGAGUUAAUAGACAAUGCAUCAGAUCCCGGUGUAUCUGCUAAACAGAUCUGGAUAGAUGUAGUCGAAGAAGCCGAUCACCUCUGUAUAACUUUUACGGAUAAUGGCAGCGGCAUGACCCCCAACAAGCUGCAUAAGAUGCUCAGCUUUGGGUUUACCGAAAAAGGCACAGGUAAAGCCAGUCAGCAGGCUAUUGGCGUAUAUGGGAAUGGUUUCAAGUCUGGCUCCAUGCGUCUGGGCCGUGAUGCCCUCAUCUUCACCAAGAACGGGGGUUGCCAGACUGUGGGGAUGCUGUCUCAGACCUACCUGGAGAACAUUAAGGCCCAGGCUGUCAUUGUCCCCAUCGUCCCCUUCAACCAGCAAACCAAGUCGCUGGUGGUGACCGAAGACUCAGAGGCCAGCCUGGCUGCCAUCCUCCAACACUCCAUCAUCACCUCCCAGGAGCAGAUACAUACACACUUUGACUCUAUCCUCUCCAAAAAAGGCACCAAGAUAUUAAUCUGGAACAUUCGCAGGACCAAAGACGGCAAGCCGGAGAUCGACUUUGAAUGUGACUCAAGUGACUUCCGUUUGCCCGAGCUUCAGAUCGAGGAACUGAAAAAAGGUCUGAGGAACAGCGGAUCCCUGAAAGCCGAGCAGAACAUCCCAGACAUGCAUUACAGCCUCAGGGCUUACCUCAGUAUCUUGUACCUGAAGCCGAGCACUCAGAUCAUACUGAGGAGGAAGAAGAUUCUUGCCAAGCUGGUGUCGAAGAGGCUGACACAUAUUGAACAUGAUGUGUAUAAACCCCACUUCAGUAAAGAGAAAGUCAAGGUGACCUUUGGGCUGGAGCCGAAAAACAAAGACCACUAUGGCAUCAUGAUGUACCACAAGAACCGACUCAUCAAGGCCUACGAGAAAGUAGGCGGUCAGCUGAAGUCUUCGGGUCAAAGGGCAGGAGUCGGGGUCAUCGGUGUCAUUGAGUGUAACUUCCUCAAACCUGCCCACAACAAGCAAGACUUUGAAUACACAAAGGAAUAUAGACUGACUCUAGGUGCUUUGGGCUUAAAACUCAACGACUACUGGAGAGUGAUGACAGAGAAGAGGGCCAGAGAGCGAGAGUUUCAGGCUGCGGACAGAGGGGAUGAAAAUGAAAAAGGGAAUGCUGACGAGGGUCCCUUGUGGUUACAGUGUGAGGAGUGCCUCAAGUGGCGGAGCGUGCCUGCAAGUCAUUACGAUGUCAUACCUGAAAACUGGAACUGCAGUCAGAACCCCAAUCCACGUUACAGAAGUUGCACCUCACCAGAGGAAGCAGAAGAGAGUGCGGAGUUGUUAACGCCCAGCUACCAAAAAAACCACAAGAAACAAGACCAUCCUAAAAGCAGAAAACGAGAAAAAUCACUGGAGGUAUGCGAGUACAAGGAACAAAUGGAUAAACAUCAGGUUCUCUCACGCAGUUCAUCAGAGCCCAGCCAGCCCACCUUUCAGUCCACACACUCACCUGAUCGUACAGCUGAAGUAAAUCGAUGCCACACAGAGGAGCACACACAAGACCACGGUCAGACGAACAUAGAUACGCAGGCAAAUGAUGAUGCACCAACAGCUGAUGUCACACAAGGAAAGCCCAUUGGAAGAGAAACAGUGAUUAAAGACAAGACACUAAUCACGCAUGUGGAAAAUGACAAAAAAGCGCAGAGCCUUGAAGACAAACAGAGCAACAAAACAAAACACACAAACAUGGAGCCGAUGCAAAGAGACGGAAAGAGCAUAGAAACAUUCAGCUUCAAAAGGAAAUCAGGAUCAUUAUUUUACUCUGUGAAAAAGAGGCCAUGUCUUUGGGAGCCGCAUCAGCCCGACUAUGGGAAGACAUCAGAGCAGUUGCAUCCUGAGAAACAAACAAGUACACUCAAGACACUCAUCUUAGAGAAGAGCAAGCAGGUGAGUAGCAGCUGUUUAGACAAGACAGGUGACACAGUGCAGCAAACCUCCAGCACCCAGCCAUGGUACAGCUCAAUCCCCUCCACACAGACUGUGAUGGUAUCCCCAGUAAGCCGCACUGAAGGACAAUGGAGCAAACCACUGCCUCCAGAAGGGAGUGACUGGGAAGCUAAAGCCCAGAGGUUAGCUGUGUUGGAGAAAGAGGCCCAGAGGUUACGAAGGCUUCUUGGUCUAGAAAUUACCAAGACGACUCAAGGCACGAUGACAACUGCUCACAGCAGCACUGAAAAGAAAAAAGUACAGCUGAUGACUUCGCCAGCAUCCACUGCAACGAGAGCGGUCGGCUGCCAGACCGACGUGGCUGAGAGCUCUACUUCAUCUGGUGGCCCUGCUCGGGCUCCAGGACCUCAAGGGAUGUUGGUUCAGGGUCCAAGGGCGGCUUUUGGACCUGAGCAGAACAGAAAUAAGAAGGACAAGAAUGAAGCUCAGAGCAGGAUGAGAGUCGGUGAGACCGAGGCCUGCAGACCUGAGGACAGCAGAAUGCCACAGAACCUGCACGACAUACGUAACAACGUGGUGGUGCUUCUCACGGCACUCCUGCCCCAGCUGGACCUGGCUGGCAUCAGUCUGGAAACCAACGACGUAGACAACAUCCUGCAACAGAUCAUAGAGGUCAACUCACUCAAACUAUGAUUCAUGCAGUCCAGCAGGCUUCUGUUGGCUUAAAAAUUACUUUGUUUUUUGCUGUAUUGUCAAGCAAAGUUUGGGUUGAUACGAAUGGGUCUUACCUAAUUAUUUAUAAAUAUAUGCAUACACACACACGGAUAUUGUAAUGUCACUGUCAGAUGUUUUUGUUCAAACUCUAUGACAUUCUCAUUUUGUGUCCAUAUUUCACUCAGUUUAUGGUCCGCAUUACAAACAACGGGUCAUAGUAAUUCUGUAUGCCUCAAAUGACAAUGUAGGUGUCCAAGAACACUGCGAGUGCUGAUAUUGGUCUCCAAUGCUAAGAAAGUAUUCUCCUAAUAAGGAAAUUUGUGAAACACAAACAAAAAAUAUAAAGUACUAUUUUGCGUUCUUGUUUUCUCAAAUGAUACAAAAAUAAUAAUGCUAGUCAGAACUAACUAUGACGUCCCAUCUAGUAAAAACGAUGUGUAAAGCAGGAAUUUAAAGUCUUAAGACUUGACAUCUUGACAUCCUCAUGAAAUUGUGUCUGCCACGUCACUAUUAUAAGUCGUUGUUCUGAGCCUGACAGCCCCACUUCUGUAAAAAUAUGAGCCUUUUAAUCUAAAGUGUAAUGUAUUGAUGUUGUCUGUGUGUUUUGCUUAUGUUUUUAUUGAAUAUUUAAAUUAGUUUUAUACUCCUGUGAUCAACAUAUUCUGUCAUGAGAUGUAAUGUUUGUUUACAUCAUCUUUUUCGCAUAUCCGUUAUAAGUAAGGCUUUUUCACGUUUGCAUUAAAAAUACUG